Messenger RNA from Melanotaenia boesemani (Boeseman's rainbowfish), 3676 nucleotides. RefSeq names its product glia maturation factor, beta (gene gmfb). Gene Ontology annotation, cellular component: actin cortical patch. Lineage: Eukaryota; Metazoa; Chordata; Actinopteri; Atheriniformes; Melanotaeniidae. The coding region runs from base 83 to 511 and encodes 142 amino acids. The record is from RefSeq and is a predicted model, not a curated record. Gene Ontology annotation, molecular function: Arp2/3 complex binding; actin binding. The transcript is spliced from 7 exons. Gene Ontology annotation, biological process: negative regulation of Arp2/3 complex-mediated actin nucleation; actin filament debranching.
CACACACACAUACACAAAAGCGUCCCUGCCAUUCAGAGCAGCAGCUGCGGCACAGGAGGAUUUUUUUUAAAACUCAGCAACAAUGAGUGAAUCACUGGUGGUGUGUGAUGUGGAUGAAGACCUGGUGAAAAAGCUAAGGCAGUUCCGUUUCCGGAAGGAGACCAACAAUGCAGCCAUCAUCAUGAAAAUUGAUAAAGACAAGCAGCUUGUUAUUCUUGACGAAGAACAUGAGGAUAUCUCUCCUGAUGAACUGAAGGAUGAACUGCCUGAGAGACAGCCAAGAUUCGUCGUCUACAGUUAUAAGUAUCAACAUGAUGAUGGACGUGUUUCUUAUCCGCUCUGCUUCAUCUUCUCCAGUCCACUUGGUUGCAGACCAGAGCAGCAGAUGAUGUACGCAGGAAGCAAAAACAAGCUGGUGCAAACUGUUGAGCUGACCAAGGUGUUUGAGAUCAGGAACACAGAGGACCUGACAGAAGAAUGGCUCAGGGAGAAACUCGGCUUUUUCCGCUAAAGUAACCACCUCGAGGUAUGGGGUGCGAGGAGGAUCCAGCUUGCACAACUCGUGUCAUCUCUCAAGGAGAACACACACCACAGUUAAUGUUUCCCUCCUCUGUGCAUCAGACCUGAUUUAAAUAGUGUUUGUAAAUACUUCUUGCUCUGUUUUAGGCAUCCAUGGUGGCGUUUACAGCAUAUUACAGUUCAGUUUGUGCCAGAAGGUUCAGACAGUUGCAAGAGUUCAAGUACUUCUCUGUGACUGUCAACAGUUACGGCACAAAUUAAACUUUGCCCAUCUGGCAGCCUAAAACGGCAAAUAGUAUUUGACGCAGGUCUGUGUUUGUCUCCCAUACAAUCUCUCCAUGUGCCAGUGAUGUGUCUGUGUUGAAUUAACACUCCCAUAGUUCUUGAAGUGGAAAGAAGUCGAUCCGCCCCUCCAAAGCAUGCUCAUUCAAGAGAACUUUAAGGCUUCGUAACAACACUUUGUUUUAGUUUACACUCAGUUUUGUUCUUUCUCUUGUUUUUGUUUUUUUUUUGUUUGUUUUUUUUGGCAACUUGGAAUCUACUCAGUUUAAUCUUUUUAUCUUUUUCACUUUCACAAUUUGAGGGAGUCUUAUUUUUUGUUUUUUUUUUUUAUCUCUUGUGUAUGUAGUUUAGGUUUAUAUUUACUUUAGAGCAUUAAUUUCCUGUUCCUUCCAGCCAGAUCAUUCAAACAAUCAUAGCUGCAAUCCAUAAAAACACUACUGGGGUCUAUCUUAGCUUCUCCUUCAGUAUUCACUCAAGGACAUUCAAAUAAGUUUCAUACAAUAGUCACUUCUAGAAAGGACAAUAAGACUAAUACUAAUACUGACACAUUAAGUGUGUUUAUCUGCGCACACAAACAAGCCAACAGUUGCACGACGUGGGGCUUAUUGUUUAGUAGAUUAAGCCCCGUUAGCUUGUCAUCAGAUAGUUUUAUGUCCGUUUAGGGAAAAAAUGCUUUGUGGAGACUUUGAUAAACAAUCGAGGGAACAGUAUUUCCACUGCAACAUUCCAGAUGUGAACAUUUCUGCACAAAACUUUAGUCUGUUGCGACUUUGACAUCGAUGAUGGCGACACUGGACACAUGUUGGUAUCGCCUGCCCUCUUUUUAAUCUACUGGGCCAUUCUCUUUAACUGGGGAACUGUAUCUUUUGGGAGUUUAACUGUUAUUGUGAAUUAUAGCUCUUACUGUUAUUGUGGUAAUGAAUGUUGUGCUUAAUUCUGUCGUAAAAGCCACUUUUCAUUGCUUUGUGGCUGUUGCAGAUUAAGAAUGAUGCUGCGACUCUUCCAAAUGCCAGUAGUGCUACGUGUUUAGACUUGGUAGGUAAAAGCAGAAUGUAGGUCAUUUUCCAUACAGAAUAAACCAUGUAGCUUCUUCUGAAUGCAGAUUCUGAUAUGCAUGCAUUGAAUGUGGCAGCUGCUUAUAUUUUGUGCCAAUUUCUAAAGUCUGUAAGUGUUCAUACGGUUACUUUUUUUUUUUUUUUUUACUGAAAUGAGUCUGUAUGCUGACUCAGAAAGCAGGAUUUAGGCUUUCAGCUAAUGUGAAGCACACAUUUAAAACAAUAGAAAUGUGUUACUGACCAAUAUUUGUCUGGUACUUUUCUCAAAGACAAAAAUUUAACUCGUUUCAUGGUUAAAAUCCUGUAAAAUGGCUACUUAAACCCAGAAAAGUUCCAGGAUAAGCAGCUCCAGCGUUAAAAAAGCUGCAUAUUUUAGCAAAUAACAUUAAAUAUGAUUUAAUGCUACAUUCUGUUUUAAAUUAAAUUUCAUUAAUCACUUAAGUGGCAGAUUUUUUAUUGUUGUGAAGAACAUAAUAUUAGUUUGGUAUAUUGAUCCCUCAGAAAGAAUAAUAGCCACAAAUGAACCCCACAUCUCAUCAGUGUCGUUUUUGAUUCAUAGUUUUUGGAAAUGGAUGAGGGCGAGUAGGAGCUACUUCUACCAUACCCCCAACUUUUUUUGUUUUAAAUAUGACGAGUCCAAAAUAAAAAUACGACAAACAUGUUUGUUGUGGAAGCAGAACACAGACAAAGAUUAGUGACUUUCUUUUCUUAAAGUCCAAAAACAAUCUUUUCUUAAGCAUUAUGAUAAAUAUUAAAACACUAUUACUGAUCCCAGAGAACUGACUCAAAUAUACGUACGCACAAUCAAGCCAUUUUUCUACACUACACAGCAAUUUUACAUGUAAAGAGCGGGAUGAGGUUUAAUCCAACUGGUGCAAGGGGACAUAACUGUAAUCUCUUGUUUUGAUAUCUACUGAUAACAUUAAAGCUAAGAUUUACACUGUCAGCCUCGUGUUAGCCAGUAUGAUGCUGCAGCAGCACAAAAUCAUAAUUCCAGCACGAAUAACCGCCAUGUUUUUAAGAUUUUAUUUUCUACAGCUCAAGUUGUACACUAUCCUGCUUUUUUAAGCAGUAAAUUUUGAAAAAGAAAUGGUCUGAAAUGGACAUUAUGAAACAAUAGAAAUGAUUUUGAUCAACGCAGUACAGGCUAACUUUGAGGCAUGCAAUGCACUGGUUUUGAUGUGAAUAAAAAUGUGUGUAUCGGUUAUAUUCCUCAAAUCUCCCAAACCUCUAAAAUGUGCAUCUAAAUGCAUUCUUUAGAGAAUUUAACAGUUUCCUCAUGACAUACCUAAAACCUCACUGCUCACUUGUAUGAAUUAUUUGACUUAUAUAUGUUUGAUUUGCACAGGAAGUCUUUAAACAUCUGGUUGGUUGAACAUCAGCUGUGUUCUCACUCUGUCUGAAAAAUAAGUAGUUUCUUUAAGAUGAACUCUGCUUUUGUUAUUCUUAGUGGAAAUGAGCUUUAGUAACUGUCCAUGUGUUACAGGCUCUAUGUGAGGCCUGCUCAGCUACGUUUUUGAGCUUUGUUUCUGGUUAUAUCCUGUGGAUCUCACAGCUUUUUCUCCUUAUGUGGUGAAAAUUAGUGCAUUUAGGCCUUAUCAGUCUUUACUUUAACCUGCAAAUGUGUAGUUUAGCUCGGUGAGUGUCCUUUCUGAUCAAAUGCCUUUUCUAUUUCCUUUCCUUUUUACUAAAAACACCUGAAAUGUCUAUCAUAACCAGCUGCCUCGUGGCGUCAGUGAAACUUGAGAUAUUUGUAUUUUCCCAUACUUUAUAAAGGUGUCUAUUGUCCUGUUGCUCAAAUAAAAUGACAGUGAUGUCUA